Cylindrotheca closterium is the source of this 765-nucleotide messenger RNA. NCBI's taxonomy places the organism in Eukaryota, Bacillariophyta, Bacillariophyceae, Bacillariales, Bacillariaceae. The record is from the annotation of a GenBank genome assembly.
AUGACGAAUAGCCUUUUCGCACUCUUGCCUUUGGGCAUUUUUUUUGUCGCUUUGAUUACCAUUAUUGCCGCCUACAUCGCUGCUUUUGGAAAUGGCGAUAUGGAUUUCCUGAAUGGCAGAAUCAAGACUCCGCCAAUAUCCAUGUUGAUGUAUAGGGGGGCUGGAAAACGGAUAGGACAGGUUGGCUUUUCGGUGGUAUCCAUGCUCGGUUUUACCUGUCUUCCACAGUUCUUUCGAGGGGUAGAACGAAUUGUCGGUGAUCGAGAAACGCACAAGUGGACACUUGGGUUUUUGAGGAUAUCUAUUUCUAUUGCUUUUGCUAACUUGGCAAUAGUUGGAUUACUCCCGUUGCAAGCAGAUUUGCAUCUAGCAAUGAAAAAGGAGGUUCCAAUAUCAUGGCAAAGCAUCAUACACCAAGGAGCCGCUGGAAUAUUCUUUCUGACUGGCAUUAUGCACAUGGGUAGCUGGAUUUAUUUUGUGACCAGAAGCUGUUCCGACAGGUUGCCAUUUCAUCACAAGAAUUCACCAAAGUCGUUCCGCUUUAAGUUGAUCUGCUUUGUCCUUUGUUUCCUCCCUUUACCGGCGGCUAUGUUAUUGCAUCCAAUCUCACCGCUGCGGAAGAAACUGUCAUUAUCCAAAGCUGAUUCCGGUGGUAUUACCCAAUAUGCCUUGGUGGCAUGUGUAUCAUCCUUCUUUGCGUCAUACUCUUGCGAAUUGUGGAUGAUGACGCACCCAAAGAACCCUCCUAUGAAAGAGAAAAUAUAG